Messenger RNA from Durusdinium trenchii, 1618 nucleotides. The record is from the annotation of a GenBank genome assembly. Lineage: Eukaryota; Dinophyceae; Suessiales; Symbiodiniaceae.
GGAAUAUUUGCCUACAUGGAAAUGAGCCAACAUAUCACAUACAUUGAAAUGAUAGCCCCAGGGAGCAUCAUUGUCGGAACAGUUGUAUCCUGGAGCCAUUUUGAUCACCUGAUGGUCGUUUAAUCUCCUGAUGCACACUCUUGUUCCCAUUUGCCUUUGAAUGGCAUCAAUGACCACACCACCGGUGAUGAGAUCUUAUGAGACGUCCUGCUGUUGAAGCAUGCUAUGGUGGUGAGAAGAACUGGAAGGAUGAAGGUGCCAGCCUUUCACCCGGUCAUAAGAGCUUCGUUGUUUGUGAGUACCUUCCAAUCGCUUCAGUCUGCACCACCUGGCUGCAGCAACUUUUUGGCACUUGUCACUUGUGUUUUCCGUGGUCGGAAAGCUUCUGGCAUCAAGGUGGGGCACUCAGCCAUCCAUCAAUUAAGUCGUGUUUUGUGUCUCUACGUGUGGUGUGGGCACUGGUUGAAGAACUGAACGAGGUGGAUGAUCGUAUCCAAGAAGGCUACAUUUUGCUUAAGGAGAGCUGUGAUGUCAUUUAUCUUCCUGGGCUGAGUAUGUCUUGGUCGCACUACUGCCACAAAUGUAGAGUCAAAAACGAAGAGUUCAUGCUAAUGUGUUUGGCAACACCAUUGUCCCUAUACUACAACGAAGUUUUUGGCUACAAGGAGCUGCUGGAUGAGCAUGUGAAACAGGAAGGGUUCUUGGAGAAGAUUCGUGCUAACCCACAGCACCCGCUCUUUGAAACAAAAUUCUCUUCGAACCCUUCCCGUGUCGAAAGGAUCGAGGAGAACUUGGGCUUGGCUACUUUUGCAACGUUUGGCCCCUACCCACCACACGCUACGUUCAAAGUGCUCCUGGCAACUUUGUUGCUUCCCUAGUGUGAGGUUCGAGGUGAACUGUGGCUGAAAGCAAGGACCAGCCGUGUCUUCGCGUGCUUCCUAGCGAUUUGCCUCAGACAGGCAUACGGUGCAAUUCUAACGAUUCUAGAGGCCUCAGAGAACCAACAACUUCACUUUAUGCCUUGUGAUGUGCGCACAGCUGGCAAAUUGGAGCCUGGACUUGGAAAUGUGCCCGUUGAAGCUAUCCCAAGAACAAGCCGUCAGACUCAGGGGCUUGAGACCCUCGAGCUGAAGCGAAGUACUUGUUUGCCAUUGUCUUGUUUUUCAACCUAGAUGGGGCUGACAUUGAUGUUGGUGUUUGAGAUUCUGCAAGAACUAUGCCGCCCUGGGGUGGAACUACUUACAUGGUGGCAUUGCAUGGUACCCAGCCAGGCCCAAAGUACAUGCUUCCUGGCUGGCAGUUGCUGAAUGUCUGUACAAAAACGGACAGAGAAACACCACAUUAUGCCAGGAUGUAAACUUCAGGCUUUUAUGGAAUUACUUUGGGAGCAACUGCAGGCCAAAGACAAUUGCCGCUACUUGGGCUUGGUUGUUUGUGUGCCUUUAUAUGUGCACUGUAUGUGAGGGGUUGGACUCAGUGCGCAAGAUUGUGCACGUGCCGUGCGCUUCAUUGAGGUGAGAACCAUUAUGGUGAUGAACCCUUCAUGGGCGAUGUCAAAGCCCUGGCACGGUCUGUGCACAGCGCGCCUGGCACCCUGUGGUUCUUGUUUUCAAGUGCU